Vitis vinifera (wine grape) is the source of this 2270-nucleotide messenger RNA. Its product is annotated as protein disulfide isomerase-like 1-4. The transcript is spliced from 12 exons. Gene Ontology annotation, molecular function: protein disulfide isomerase activity. Gene Ontology annotation, cellular component: endoplasmic reticulum. Gene Ontology annotation, biological process: response to endoplasmic reticulum stress; protein folding. NCBI's taxonomy places the organism in Eukaryota, Viridiplantae, Streptophyta, Magnoliopsida, Vitales, Vitaceae. Bases 370 to 2055 code for a protein of 561 amino acids. The record is from RefSeq and is a predicted model, not a curated record.
CGAUCGAAAUUGGGUGUUUUUUUUUCAAAAAAGAAUUAUUUUGAUAAAAAACUCACAUAAUAUAUUUACAUAUAAGUCUUCUUCCCAUUUUCCACUUCCCUCUUAACUCUCGUUCUCCUCUUUUGUUUUCCACGUCCCAGAAAGCCUGAGUCAAACCUUGCACUGUGAGUCACUGCUCAGACGUGUCCGCUUUUGAUUUGCUAUGUGGGUGUGAUCGGAAAAUGUUGCGAAUAAAAGUCUGCCACGUUUCAAGCAGUAGUGUUCUUCAACGUCACAGUGCUGUACUUUAAGCCUCCGUCACAGAUCCACAUACACUCUGACUCUGUAGUCCGUCUGUACCGUCCGAAACUCUCUCCACUGCUCUACGGAAUGGCGGGAAGAGUGGUUAUGAUUUUAUCAAUCUUAAUUCUUCUUCCCUUCGUUGCCUUUUCCCUCUCCAAAGCCGACGAACCAGAAGAUCUCACUCUGCUCCAAUCCCAAGACCAAAACGACGUCGUAUCGCCUCCUCCAGAUCCAAACCGCUUCAACGGCGGCGGCGGCGGCGAUGACGAUGACCUAUCCGAUUCAGACGGUGCCGGCGGCGACGACGACUCGGAUCGCGAGGUGGUGGACGAGAAGGAUGUCGUGGUGUUGAAGGAGGCGAAUUUCAGCGAGUUCCUGGAGAGGAAUCCCUACGUGAUGGUUGAAUUCUAUGCGCCGUGGUGCGGCCAUUGCAAGGCUCUGGCGCCGGAGUAUGCGGAGGCGGCGACUGAGUUGAAGGGAGAGGCGGUGCUCGCCAAGGUUGAUGGUACGGAGGAGAGUGGGCUCAUGGACAAGUAUGAGGUGCAGGGGUUUCCGACUUUGUAUUUCUAUGCUGAUGGAGUUCAUAAGGCCUAUUCUGGACUGAGGACUAAAGAUGCUAUUGUGGCUUGGGUUAAGAAGAAGAUGGAGUCUGGCAUCCACAACAUAACAACAACAGUGGAGGCAGAAAGCAUAUUGACUACAGAAUCAAAAAUUGUUUUGGGGUUCCUGGACAGUUUAGAGGGUCCAGAGAGUCAGGAGUUGGCUGCUGCUUCAAGAUUGGAAGAUGAUGUCAACUUCUAUCAAACUGCUAGUCCAGAGGUGGCAAAGCUUUUCCACAUUGAUCAACAAGUCAAACGUCCUGCACUGGUAUUGCUAAAGAAGGAGGCUGAAAAAUUGAGCCACUUUGAUGGUCAGUUUAUCAAAUCGGCUAUAGCUGAGUUUGUAUUUGCAAACAAGCAUCCUUUGGUAAUCAUUUUUACUAAGGAAAGUUCUCGGCAGAUUUUCGAAAAUCCAAUUAAAAAACAGUUGUUGCUUUUUGCCACUUCAAAGGAUUCAGAGAAUGUUCUACCUCAAUUUCAAGAAGCAGCAAAAGCUUUCAAGGGAAAGCUUAUUUUUGUGUAUGUGGAAAUGGACAACAAGGAUGGUAAAUCAGUUGCAGAUUACUUUGGUGUAACUGGAGAUGCUCCAAGAGUUCUUGCAUACACAGGAAAUGAUGAUGCCAAGAAGUAUGUAUUGGAUGGUGAAUUAACCUUGACCAGUAUUAAGUCAUUUGGCGAAGAUUUCUUGGAAGACAAGCUUAAGCGUUUUUACAAGUCAGACCCAAUCCCAGAGACAAAUGACGGGGAUGUAAAAAUUGUUGUCGGUGAUAAUUUCGAUGAACUUGUUUUGGAUGAAUCAAAGGAUGUUCUUCUUGAGAUAUAUGAUCCCUCGUGUGGGUAUUGCCAAGCAUUGGAACCAACAUACAACAAGCUUGCCAAGUAUUUGAGAGGCAUUGAUUCACUUGUUAUAGCUAAGAUGGAUGGGACAAAAAAUGAGCACCCAAGAGCAAAGACUGAUGGGUUCCCUACAAUUCUUUUCUUCCCGGCUGGGAAUAAGAGCUUUGAUCCGAUCACUUUUGAUGGUGACCGUACUUUGGUGGCAUUCUAUAAGUUCCUUAAGAAGUAUGCAUCCAUCCCUUUCAAGCUCAAAAAACCAGCUUCAUACCAGAGCUCCAAGGGUGCUGAGGCCAAGGAUGGCAAUGAGAGCAAUAACAGUGUCAAGGAUGAAUUGUGAGAUCUGACCAGCAUUUUGUUGGAUUUGGUUAUUAGGUUUUGGAUACAGAAAACAACAGAGUAUAAAAAAGGCUUAGGCAAGGCAGAGUUCAAUUAUAUUAAUUGUAUUUUGUAACUUAAAUUCUCCUUCUUCCCCCCAUUCAAGAAUCCUGAGAAUGCCAUAAAAGUUUUUAUUCAUGUAAGAUGUUUAUAGAAGUGCGGUUAAGGGGUAAUGAA